Glycine soja is the source of this 1426-nucleotide messenger RNA. Its product is annotated as myb family transcription factor PHL8-like. Bases 322 to 1317 code for a protein of 331 amino acids. Lineage: Eukaryota; Viridiplantae; Streptophyta; Magnoliopsida; Fabales; Fabaceae. Gene Ontology annotation, molecular function: DNA binding; DNA-binding transcription factor activity. The record is from RefSeq and is a predicted model, not a curated record. The transcript is spliced from 6 exons.
CUUUUCAAGUCAAAGAAGGAAGGGUAGUGAGGAAAAUUAAAAAUGAAAAAAAUUUAAAAAUGAAAGAAAGGAAAAGUUGGUAUGUAAUGUGAAGAGAUGAGAGAGGAAGAGCCAUAGCUCAUGGCAUAUAUUCCGCCAACAUAACCCCACUUAUGCUUCCUUAUAUGGGAGUGAGAUCAUACAACACCUCAACUACUCUCCCAAUUUAUAAAGAGAAACUAUAGACUAUAGUCUAUAGCUGCCACACAUUGACACAAUAGCUAAAAGCAUCAAAAGUAUAUAUUUUAUGUUUCAGUAACAACACUACCAAAAAAAGGCAAAAUGGAUCUGCAAAAUGUGCAAAACCAUAGCAUGAUGCGUUUGGUUCUGUCCACUGAUGCCAAGCCUAGGCUGAAAUGGACUCCUGAGCUUCACCAACGGUUCACUGAAGCUAUUAAUCAGCUUGGAGGUGCAGAAAGGGCAACUCCAAAGAGUCUUAUGAGAGUGAUGGGGAUUCCAGGGCUCACUUUGUACCACCUCAAGAGCCAUUUACAGAAAUAUAGGCUUGGGAAAAGCCAACCGCUAGAAACCUGUUCUGACAACAAGCAACAAGGUUACUGUGAAAUCCAGAACAGUGAUGGUCAUUUCAGCAAGGAAAUCAGCAUUGGGACCCAGAAUCAGAUGACUGAAAGCUUGAAGAUUGCUGAGGCUCUCCAAAUGCAAAUGGAAGUACAAAGAAAACUCAAUGAACAAAUUGAGGUACAAAAACAUUUGCAGCGUAGGAUUGAAGCUCAAGGGAAGUACUUACAAUCAGUACUAACAAAGGCACAUGAAGCACUUGCAAGACACAGUUCUUCCACAACUGGUAUGGAACUUGCAAAAGCUGAACUUUAUCAGUUAGAGUCAAUAAUCAACAAUGCAUGUCCAGACUCUCCCCUUUCAGAACUGACAGAAACAAGAGGGCUCAGUUUGAACUGUGGAGAGAGGAAACAAGACAGAGGAACCAUGUGUUCACUUGAAAGCUCUUUGACAUCAUCUGAAAGCUCUGAACAACACACCAUGGAUGAGGCAGAAAACCCUCAAAAGUUUAAUGGUGUUUCAGUUGAAUUGCCAUUGAUGUCCAUUCAUCCAGAAGAAGAUAAAGCAUUCAAGGGAGAUACAAGUGAUGGUAGAAAGAGAAGUGCAGCAACUGAUUCUGAUCAUUGUGUUGAUCAACCUUGUGGAAACAAGUUGAGGAAAUCUGAAGUGUCAGAAAUGCUUGACUUGAACUGCCAAUACCAGAGAGACAUUGACUCAAGUGUGAAAGAAAUAGAUUUAAAUUUCAGUUCAAGCUUUUAGGGACAAUAAAGAUGUGUCUGGUUAUAUCAAAAGCAUAUAAAAAGUCAUUCUCAGAAGAAAAUAUGUUUAUAAACAAUGUAUAUUUUUAUAACGAGAAAGAAAAAAAAAA